Molecule: messenger RNA, 6558 nt
Organism: Schistosoma bovis
Lineage: Eukaryota; Metazoa; Platyhelminthes; Trematoda; Strigeidida; Schistosomatidae
Source: the annotation of a GenBank genome assembly
AUGAUCACAAUCAGUCGGAAGAUUCGAAUAAAAUGCGUCAUCGGUGUGAUCAAUUUGAUUGAUGCGGUGAACAACAUUCAUAAUGAUAAUAAUAAUAAUAAUAACAAUAAUAAUAAUACAAAUACCAAUGGUACGGAUAGGAAAGAUAUCAUCAUCAUCAUCAUCAUCAUCAUCAUCAUCAUCAUCAUCAUCAUCAUCAUCAUCAUCAUCAUCAUCAUCAUCAUCAUCAUCAUCAUCAUCAUCAUCAUCAUCAUCAUCAUCAUCAUCAUCAUCAUCAUCAUCAUCAUCAUCAUCAUCAUCAUCAUCAUCAUCAUCAUCAUCAUCAUCAUCAUCAUCAUCAUCAUCAUCAUCAUCAUCAUCAUCAUCAUCAUCAUCAUCAUCAUCAUCAUCAUCAUCAUCAUCAUCAUCAUCAUCAUCAUCAUCAUCAUCAUCAUCAUCAUCAUCAUCAUCAUCAUCAUCAUCAUCAUCAUCAUCAUCAUCAUCAUCAUCAUCAUCAUCAUCAUCAUCAUCAUCAUCAUCAUCAUCAUCAUCAUCAUCAUCAUCAUCAUCAUCAUCAUAUCAUCAUCAUCAUCAUCAUCAUCAUCAUCAUCAUCAUCAUCAUCAUCAUCAUCAUCAUCAUCAUCAUCAUCAUCAUCAUCAUCAUCAUCAUCAUCAUCAUCAUCAUCAUCAUCAUCAUCAUCAUCAUCAUCAUCAUCAUCAUCAUCAUCAUCAUCAUCAUCAUCAUCAUCAUCAUCAUCAUCAUCAUCAUCAUCAUCAUCAUCAUCAUCAUCAUCAUCAUCAUCAUCAUCAUCAUCAUCAUCAUCAUCAUCAUCAUCAUCAUCAUCAUCAUCAUCAUCAUCAUCAUCAUCAUCAUCAUCAUCAUCAUCAUCAUCAUCAUCAUCAUCAUCAUCAUCAUCAUCAUCAUCAUCAUCAUCAUCAUCAUCAUCAUCAUCAUCAUCAUCAUCAUCAUCAUCAUCAUCAUCAUCAUCAUCAUCAUCAUCAUCAUCAUCAUCAUCAUCAUCAUCAUCAUCAUCAUCAUCAUCAUCAUCAUCAUCAUCAUCAUCAUCAUCAUCAUCAUCAUCAUCAUCAUCAUCAUCAUCAUCAUCAUCAUCAUCAUCAUCAUCAUCAUCAUCAUCAUCAUCAUCAUCAUCAUCAUCAUCAUCAUCAUCAUCAUCAUCAUCAUCAUCAUCAUCAUCAUCAUCAUCAUCAUCAUCAUCAUCAUCAUCAUCAUCAUCAUCAUCAUCAUCAUCAUCAUCAUCAUCAUCAUCAUCAUCAUCAUCAUCAUCAUCAUCAUCAUCAUCAUCAUCAUCAUCAUCAUCAUCAUCAUCAUCAUCAUCAUCAUCAUCAUCAUCAUCAUCAUCAUCAUCAUCAUCAUCAUCAUCAUCAUCAUCAUCAUCAUCAUCAUCAUCAUCAUCAUCAUCAUCAUCAUCAUCAUCAUCAUCAUCAUCAUCAUCAUCAUCAUCAUCAUCAUCAUCAUCAUCAUCAUCAUCAUCAUCAUCAUCAUCAUCAUCAUCAUCAUCAUCAUCAUCAUCAUCAUCAUCAUCAUCAUCAUCAUCAUCAUCAUCAUCAUCAUCAUCAUCAUCAUCAUCAUCAUCAUCAUCAUCAUCAUCAUCAUCAUCAUCAUCAUCAUCAUCAUCAUCAUCAUCAUCAUCAUCAUCAUCAUCAUCAUCAUCAUCAUCAUCAUCAUCAUCAUCAUCAUCAUCAUCAUCAUCAUCAUCAUCAUCAUCAUCAUCAUCAUCAUCAUCAUCAUCAUCAUCAUCAUCAUCAUCAUCAUCAUCAUCAUCAUCAUCAUCAUCAUCAUCAUCAUCAUCAUCAUCAUCAUCAUCAUCAUCAUCAUCAUCAUCAUCAUCAUCAUCAUCAUCAUCAUCAUCAUCAUCAUCAUCAUCAUCAUCAUCAUCAUCAUCAUCAUCAUCAUCAUCAUCAUCAUCAUCAUCAUCAUCAUCAUCAUCAUCAUCAUCAUCAUCAUCAUCAUCAUCAUCAUCAUCAUCAUCAUCAUCAUCAUCAUCAUCAUCAUCAUCAUCAUCAUCAUCAUCAUCAUCAUCAUCAUCAUCAUCAUCAUCAUCAUCAUCAUCAUCAUCAUCAUCAUCAUCAUCAUCAUCAUCAUCAUCAUCAUCAUCAUCAUCAUCAUCAUCAUCAUCAUCAUCAUCAUCAUCAUCAUCAUCAUCAUCAUCAUCAUCAUCAUCAUCAUCAUCAUCAUCAUCAUCAUCAUCAUCAUCAUCAUCAUCAUCAUCAUCAUCAUCAUCAUCAUCAUCAUCAUCAUCAUCAUCAUCAUCAUCAUCAUCAUCAUCAUCAUCAUCAUCAUCAUCAUCAUCAUCAUCAUCAUCAUCAUCAUCAUCAUCAUCAUCAUCAUCAUCAUCAUCAUCAUCAUCAUCAUCAUCAUCAUCAUCAUCAUCAUCAUCAUCAUCAUCAUCAUCAUCAUCAUCAUCAUCAUCAUCAUCAUCAUCAUCAUCAUCAUCAUCAUCAUCAUCAUCAUCAUCAUCAUCAUCAUCAUCAUCAUCAUCAUCAUCAUCAUCAUCAUCAUCAUCAUCAUCAUCAUCAUCAUCAUCAUCAUCAUCAUCAUCAUCAUCAUCAUCAUCAUCAUCAUCAUCAUCAUCAUCAUCAUCAUCAUCAUCAUCAUCAUCAUCAUCAUCAUCAUCAUCAUCAUCAUCAUCAUCAUCAUCAUCAUCAUCAUCAUCAUCAUCAUCAUCAUCAUCAUCAUCAUCAUCAUCAUCAUCAUCAUCAUCAUCAUCAUCAUCAUCAUCAUCAUCAUCAUCAUCAUCAUCAUCAUCAUCAUCAUCAUCAUCAUCAUCAUCAUCAUCAUCAUCAUCAUCAUCAUCAUCAUCAUCAUCAUCAUCAUCAUCAUCAUCAUCAUCAUCAUCAUCAUCAUCAUCAUCAUCAUCAUCAUCAUCAUCAUCAUCAUCAUCAUCAUCAUCAUCAUCAUCAUCAUCAUCAUCAUCAUCAUCAUCAUCAUCAUCAUCAUCAUCAUCAUCAUCAUCAUCAUCAUCAUCAUCAUCAUCAUCAUCAUCAUCAUCAUCAUCAUCAUCAUCAUCAUCAUCAUCAUCAUCAUCAUCAUCAUCAUCAUCAUCAUCAUCAUCAUCAUCAUCAUCAUCAUCAUCAUCAUCAUCAUCAUCAUCAUCAUCAUCAUCAUCAUCAUCAUCAUCAUCAUCAUCAUCAUCAUCAUCAUCAUCAUCAUCAUCAUCAUCAUCAUCAUCAUCAUCAUCAUCAUCAUCAUCAUCAUCAUCAUCAUCAUCAUCAUCAUCAUCAUCAUCAUCAUCAUCAUCAUCAUCAUCAUCAUCAUCAUCAUCAUCAUCAUCAUCAUCAUCAUCAUCAUCAUCAUCAUCAUCAUCAUCAUCAUCAUCAUCAUCAUCAUCAUCAUCAUCAUCAUCAUCAUCAUCAUCAUCAUCAUCAUCAUCAUCAUCAUCAUCAUCAUCAUCAUCAUCAUCAUCAUCAUCAUCAUCAUCAUCAUCAUCAUCAUCAUCAUCAUCAUCAUCAUCAUCAUCAUCAUCAUCAUCAUCAUCAUCAUCAUCAUCAUCAUCAUCAUCAUCAUCAUCAUCAUCAUCAUCAUCAUCAUCAUCAUCAUCAUCAUCAUCAUCAUCAUCAUCAUCAUCAUCAUCAUCAUCAUCAUCAUCAUCAUCAUCAUCAUCAUCAUCAUCAUCAUCAUCAUCAUCAUCAUCAUCAUCAUCAUCAUCAUCAUCAUCAUCAUCAUCAUCAUCAUCAUCAUCAUCAUCAUCAUCAUCAUCAUCAUCAUCAUCAUCAUCAUCAUCAUCAUCAUCAUCAUCAUCAUCAUCAUCAUCAUCAUCAUCAUCAUCAUCAUCAUCAUCAUCAUCAUCAUCAUCAUCAUCAUCAUCAUCAUCAUCAUCAUCAUCAUCAUCAUCAUCAUCAUCAUCAUCAUCAUCAUCAUCAUCAUCAUCAUCAUCAUCAUCAUCAUCAUCAUCAUCAUCAUCAUCAUCAUCAUCAUCAUCAUCAUCAUCAUCAUCAUCAUCAUCAUCAUCAUCAUCAUCAUCAUCAUCAUCAUCAUCAUCAUCAUCAUCAUCAUCAUCAUCAUCAUCAUCAUCAUCAUCAUCAUCAUCAUCAUCAUCAUCAUCAUCAUCAUCAUCAUCAUCAUCAUCAUCAUCAUCAUCAUCAUCAUCAUCAUCAUCAUCAUCAUCAUCAUCAUCAUCAUCAUCAUCAUCAUCAUCAUCAUCAUCAUCAUCAUCAUCAUCAUCAUCAUCAUCAUCAUCAUCAUCAUCAUCAUCAUCAUCAUCAUCAUCAUCAUCAUCAUCAUCAUCAUCAUCAUCAUCAUCAUCAUCAUCAUCAUCAUCAUCAUCAUCAUCAUCAUCAUCAUCAUCAUCAUCAUCAUCAUCAUCAUCAUCAUCAUCAUCAUCAUCAUCAUCAUCAUCAUCAUCAUCAUCAUCAUCAUCAUCAUCAUCAUCAUCAUCAUCAUCAUCAUCAUCAUCAUCAUCAUCAUCAUCAUCAUCAUCAUCAUCAUCAUCAUCAUCAUCAUCAUCAUCAUCAUCAUCAUCAUCAUCAUCAUCAUCAUCAUCAUCAUCAUCAUCAUCAUCAUCAUCAUCAUCAUCAUCAUCAUCAUCAUCAUCAUCAUCAUCAUCAUCAUCAUCAUCAUCAUCAUCAUCAUCAUCAUCAUCAUCAUCAUCAUCAUCAUCAUCAUCAUCAUCAUCAUCAUCAUCAUCAUCAUCAUCAUCAUCAUCAUCAUCAUCAUCAUCAUCAUCAUCAUCAUCAUCAUCAUCAUCAUCAUCAUCAUCAUCAUCAUCAUCAUCAUCAUCAUCAUCAUCAUCAUCAUCAUCAUCAUCAUCAUCAUCAUCAUCAUCAUCAUCAUCAUCAUCAUCAUCAUCAUCAUCAUCAUCAUCAUCAUCAUCAUCAUCAUCAUCAUCAUCAUCAUCAUCAUCAUCAUCAUCAUCAUCAUCAUCAUCAUCAUCAUCAUCAUCAUCAUCAUCAUCAUCAUCAUCAUCAUCAUCAUCAUCAUCAUCAUCAUCAUCAUCAUCAUCAUCAUCAUCAUCAUCAUCAUCAUCAUCAUCAUCAUCAUCAUCAUCAUCAUCAUCAUCAUCAUCAUCAUCAUCAUCAUCAUCAUCAUCAUCAUCAUCAUCAUCAUCAUCAUCAUCAUCAUCAUCAUCAUCAUCAUCAUCAUCAUCAUCAUCAUCAUCAUCAUCAUCAUCAUCAUCAUCAUCAUCAUCAUCAUCAUCAUCAUCAUCAUCAUCAUCAUCAUCAUCAUCAUCAUCAUCAUCAUCAUCAUCAUCUCAUCAUCAUCAUCAUCAUCAUCAUCAUCAUCAUCAUCAUCAUCAUCAUCAUCAUCAUCAUCAUCAUCAUCAUCAUCAUCAUCAUCAUCAUCAUCAUCAUCAUCAUCAUCAUCAUCAUCAUCAUCAUCAUCAUCAUCAUCAUCAUCAUCAUCAUCAUCAUCAUCAUCAUCAUCAUCAUCAUCAUCAUCAUCAUCAUCAUCAUCAUCAUCAUCAUCAUCAUCAUCAUCAUCAUCAUCAUCAUCAUCAUCAUCAUCAUCAUCAUCAUCAUCAUCAUCAUCAUCAUCAUCAUCAUCAUCAUCAUCAUCAUCAUCAUCAUCAUCAUCAUCAUCAUCAUCAUCAUCAUCAUCAUCAUCAUCAUCAUCAUCAUCAUCAUCAUCAUCAUCAUCAUCAUCAUCAUCAUCAUCAUCAUCAUCAUCAUCAUCAUCAUCAUCAUCAUCAUCAUCAUCAUCAUCAUCAUCAUCAUCAUCAUCAUCAUCAUCAUCAUCAUCAUCAUCAUCAUCAUCAUCAUCAUCAUCAUCAUCAUCAUCAUCAUCAUCAUCAUCAUCAUCAUCAUCAUCAUCAUCAUCAUCAUCAUCAUCAUCAUCAUCAUCAUCAUCAUCAUCAUCAUCAUCAUCAUCAUCAUCAUCAUCAUCAUCAUCAUCAUCAUCAUCAUCAUCAUCAUCAUCAUCAUCAUCAUCAUCAUCAUCAUCAUCAUCAUCAUCAUCAUCAUCAUCAUCAUCAUCAUCAUCAUCAUCAUCAUCAUCAUCAUCAUCAUCAUCAUCAUCAUCAUCAUCAUCAUCAUCAUCAUCAUCAUCAUCAUCAUCAUCAUCAUCAUCAUCAUCAUCAUCAUCAUCAUCAUCAUCAUCAUCAUCAUCAUCAUCAUCAUCAUCAUCAUCAUCAUCAUCAUCAUCAUCAUCAUCAUCAUCAUCAUCAUCAUCAUCAUCAUCAUCAUCAUCAUCAUCAUCAUCAUCAUCAUCAUCAUCAUCAUCAUCAUCAUCAUCAUCAUCAUCAUCAUCAUCAUCAUCAUCAUCAUCAUCAUCAUCAUCAUCAUCAUCAUCAUCAUCAUCAUCAUCAUCAUCAUCAUCAUCAUCAUCAUCAUCAUCAUCAUCAUCAUCAUCAUCAUCAUCAUCAUCAUCAUCAUCAUCAUCAUCAUCAUCAUCAUCAUCAUCAUCACCAUCAUCAUCAUCAUCAUCAUCAUCAUCAUCAUCAUCAUCAUCAUCAUCAUCAUCAUCAUCAUCAUCAUCAUCAUCAUCAUCAUCAUCAUCAUCAUCAUCAUCAUCAUCAUCAUGAUCAUCAUCAUCAUCAUCAUCAUCAUCAUCAUCAUCAUCAUCAUCAUCAUCAUCAUCAUCAUCAUCAUCAUCAUCAUCAUCAUCAUCGUUUACAGGUUUAG